GAGUUAGCGCGCAUGCGCGCAAACGUCCCUGGGGUCGCGGUCGUGGUUCUCUUUCCGCUAUCGCUUGCUCUCCGUUGCUUCUCACGUCUCUACGUCUUGGAGAGUUGCACAUUUUUCUCGUAUCCACUAACGUAAGACUAACAUGUCUCCCCCGAUAUAUAACGAUCUAGGAAAGAGCGCCCGUGAUGUAUUUAAUCAAGGCUUCCAUUUUGGCCUCUUUAAAUUGGAUAUAAAAACUAAGACUACUUCUGAUGUAGAAUUCUGUUGCGGCGGUGUAUCCAAUCAGGAUACAGGAAAAGUGUUUGGUAACUUAGAAACCAAGUAUCAGCUCAAGGAAUAUGGGUUAACGUUCAGUGAGAAGUGGAAUACUGACAAUACUCUUGCAACUGAUAUCUCCGUUGCUAAUAAAUUACUCAGUGGUCUCACUGUUGGUUACAGCUGUACCUUCUCCCCACAAACUGGCUCCAAAACUGGAAAAUUGAAGACAACCUACAAACAUGAGAAUGUAGCCUUAACUUCUGAUUUUGAUCUUAGUCUGUCUGCUGGACCUUUAAUUAACUCCUCAGCUGUUAUGGGUUAUCAAGGCUGGCUCGGUGGCUGUCAAAUAGUAUAUGAUUCACAAAGAAACAAACUUACAAGGAACAACUUUGCUCUUGGACUUAUUGCUUCAGACUUUGCUCUUCAUACUGCUGUGGAUAAUGGUCAGGAAUUCACUAGCUCCAUUUAUCAUAAGAUAAAACCAGGCUUAGAGGGAGCAAUUAAUUUGGCAUGGAAUUCUUCUAAUAAUUUAACGCAUUUUGGCAUUGGAGCGAAGUAUAACCUUGACAGUGAUGCUAGCAUUAGAGCCAAAGUGAAUUCUCAACUUCAAAUAGGUUUGGGAUAUCAACAGAAAUUGCGAGAGGGUGUGACUUUGACACUUUCUUCAAAUAUUGAUGGAAAGAACUUUGCAUCUGGUGGCCACAAAUAUGGUGUUUCAUUAGACCUUCAGGCUUAAAAUACGUAUCAUUACAAAGUAACUCUUAUUACAAAACAACAAAAAAAUUUAUCCCAUAUAAAUGAAUAUUUCAUGACCGUGUCAAAAUCGGCGUGACAGUAUAUGCUUCGAAUAAAGUAUUACUUGUAACGCAUA
Molecule: messenger RNA, 1129 nt
Organism: Cataglyphis hispanica
Lineage: Eukaryota; Metazoa; Arthropoda; Insecta; Hymenoptera; Formicidae
Product: voltage-dependent anion-selective channel-like
Exons: 6
Coding region: 143-994 (283 amino acids)
Biological process (GO): monoatomic anion transmembrane transport
Cellular component (GO): mitochondrial outer membrane
Molecular function (GO): voltage-gated monoatomic anion channel activity
Source: RefSeq, a predicted model, not a curated record